CCGCCUCCGCCGCAAACUUUUUCCACCCCAUCCUGUCGCGGCUCGAAAGGAAUGGAAAAUGGCGGCCUAGGCGCGGAGUUUCCUGGCGGAGCGGCGGCGGCGGUCUGGGCGCCGGGACGCGGGCGGCACCAUGACGCGCUGGGUGCCCACCAAGCGGGAGGAGAAAUACGGCGUGGCUUUUUAUAACUAUGAUGCCAGGGGAGCGGACGAACUUUCUUUACAAAUAGGAGACACGGUGCACAUCCUGGAAACAUAUGAAGGGUGGUACAGAGGUUACACCUUAAGAAAAAAGUCUAAGAAGGGUAUAUUUCCUGCUUCGUAUAUUCAUCUGAAAGAAGCCAUCGUCGAAGGAAAGGGGCAACAUGAGACAGUCAUUCCCGGCGACCUCCCGCUCAUCCAGGAAGUCACCACGACGCUGCGAGAGUGGUCCACCAUCUGGAGGCAGCUCUACGUGCAAGAUAACAGGGAGAUGUUUCGAAGCGUCCGACACAUGAUCUACGACCUUAUUGAGUGGCGAUCGCAAAUUCUUUCUGGAACUCUGCCUCAGGAUGAGCUCAAAGAACUGAAGAAGAAAGUCACUGCCAAAAUUGAUUACGGAAACAGAAUCCUUGAUUUGGACUUGGUGGUGAGAGAUGAAGAUGGCAACAUUUUAGAUCCAGAACUCACUAGCACGAUUAGUCUUUUCAGAGCUCAUGAAAUAGCUUCGAAACAAGUGGAGGAACGAUUACAAGAGGAAAAAUCUCAAAAGCAGAACAUAGACAUUAACAGACAAGCGAAAUUUGCCGCCACCCCUUCUCUGGCCUUGUUUGUCAACCUCAAAAAUGUGGUUUGUAAAAUAGGAGAAGAUGCCGAAGUGCUCAUGUCGCUCUAUGACCCCGUGGACUCCAAAUUCCUCAGUGAAAACUACCUGGUUCGCUGGUCAAGUUCAGGACUGCCUAAGGAUAUAGACAGAUUACAUAAUUUGCGAGCUGUUUUCACUGACCUCGGAAGCAAAGACCUGAAACGGGAGAAAAUCAGUUUUGUGUGUCAGAUCGUCCGCGUGGGUCGCAUGGAGCUGAGGGACAACCACACGAGGAAGCUGACGUCAGGCUUGCGGCGGCCUUUCGGGGUGGCCGUGAUGGACGUGACUGAUAUCAUAAAUGGAAAAGUCGAUGACGAAGACAAACAGCAUUUCAUCCCGUUUCAGCCGCUCGCGUUGGACGACGCCCUUCGACACAAGCCUCUGAACAUGUCACCCCGUUUCUCACCCAGGGUGGCAGGGGAGAACGAUUUCCUUCAGACUGUUAUAAACAAAGUCAUCGCUGCCAAAGAAGUCAACCACAAGGGCCAGGGUCUGUGGGUGACCCUGAAAUUACUUCCGGGAGACAUCCAUCAGAUUAGAAAAGACUUUCCUCACCUCGUGGACAGGACCACCGCCGUGGCUCGCAAGACGGGGUUUCCGGAGGUCAUCAUGCCUGGUGAUGUUCGCAAUGAUAUCUACGUGACGUUGGUUCAGGGAGAUUUUGAUAAAGGCAGCAAAACCACUGCGAAGAACGUUGAGGUGACCGUGUCUGUGUACGACGAAGACGGGAAACGACUGGAGCAUGUGAUUUUCCCCGGUGCUGGCGAUGAAGCGAUUUCCGAGUACAAGUCCGUGAUUUACUACCAAGUGAGACAGCCGCGCUGGUUUGAGACCGUCAAGGUGGCCAUUCCCAUCGAGGACGUGAACCGCAGUCACCUCCGGUUUACCUUCCGACAUCGAUCUUCGCAGGACUCUAAGGACAAGUCUGAGAAAAUAUUUGCCCUCGCUUUUGUGAAGCUGAUGAGAUACGACGGGACCACCCUGCGUGACGGGGAGCACGAUCUGCUCGUCUAUAAGGCUGAAGCCAAGAAGCUGGAAGAUGCCGGGACGUACCUGAGUCUGCCCUCCACGAAAGCCGAGCUGGAGGAGAAGGGCCACUCGGCCACAGGCAAGAGCAUGCAGAGUCUGGGCAGCUGCACCAUCAGCAAGGAUUCCUUCCAGAUCUCAACGCUCGUGUGCUCCACCAAACUGACGCAGAAUGUGGACCUGCUGGGGCUGCUCAAGUGGCGAUCCAACACGAACCUGCUGCAGCAGAACUUGAGGCAGUUGAUGAAAGUCGACGGGGGCGAAGUGGUGAAGUUCCUCCAGGACACCUUGGAUGCGCUCUUCAACAUCAUGAUGGAGAACUCGGAGAGCGAGACCUUCGAUACCCUGGUGUUUGAUGCUCUGGUAUUUAUCAUUGGACUCAUCGCUGAUAGAAAAUUUCAGCAUUUUAAUCCGGUUUUGGAAACCUACAUUAAGAAGCACUUCAGCGCGACCCUAGCCUACACGAAGCUGACCAAAGUGCUAAGGAGCUAUGUGGACAAUGCGGAGAAGCCGGGCAUCAGUGACCAGCUGUACAAAGCCAUGAAGGCCCUGGAGUACAUCUUCAAGUUCAUUGUGCGCUCCCGGAUCCUGUUCAAUCAGCUCUAUGAAAACAAAGGAGAGGCCGAUUUCGUGGAGUCCCUGGUGCAGCUGUUCCGAUCCAUCAGCGACAUGAUGAGCAGCGUGUCCGACCAGACGGUCCGGGUGAAGGGGGCAGCACUGAAAUACUUGCCAACUAUCGUCAACGAUGUGAAAUUGGUGUUUGAUCCCAAAGAGCUCAGCAAAAUGUUUACUGACUUCAUCCUAAAUGUUCCCAUGGGUUUGCUGACCAUUCAGAAGCUAUACUGCUUGAUUGAAAUAAUUCACAGUGACCUCUUCACACAGCAUGACUGCAGAGAGAUCCUGCUCCCCAUGAUGACAGAUCAGCUCAAGUAUCAUCUGGAGAGACAGGAGGAUCUGGAGGCCUGCUGCCAGCUGCUCAGCAACAUCCUGGAGGUUCUGUACAGGAAGGACGUGGGACCCACCCAGAGGCACGUCCAGAUCAUCAUGGAGAAGCUGCUCAGGACCGUGAACCGCACCGUCAUCUCCAUGGGGCGGGACUCCGAACUCAUCGGAAACUUCGUGGCCUGUAUGACAGCUAUUUUACGGCAGAUGGAAGAUUAUCAUUAUGCCCAUUUAAUCAAGACGUUUGGGAAAAUGCGGACCGACGUGGUGGAUUUCCUGAUGGAAACCUUCAUCAUGUUUAAGAACCUCAUUGGGAAGAACGUCUACCCGUUCGACUGGGUGAUAAUGAACAUGAUGCAGAAUAAAGUCUUCCUGCGAGCGAUUAAUCAGUAUGCAGAUAUGCUGAACAAAAAAUUUCUGGAUCAAGCCAACUUUGAGCUACAGCUCUGGAACAACUACUUUCACCUGGCUGUCGCUUUCCUUACGCAAGAGUCCUUGCAACUGGAGAACUUUUCAAGUGCCAAGAGAGCCAAAAUCCUCAACAAGUAUGGAGAUAUGAGGAGACAGAUUGGCUUCGAAAUCAGGGACAUGUGGUACAACCUUGGUCAACACAAGAUAAAGUUCAUCCCGGAAAUGGUCGGCCCAAUGUUAGAAAUGACGCUUAUUCCUGAGACGGAGCUGCGCAAAGCCACCAUCCCCAUCUUCUUUGACAUGAUGCAGUGCGAAUUCCAUUCCACCCGAAGCUUCCAGAUGUUUGAGAAUGAGAUCAUCACCAAGCUGGAUCAUGAAGUGGAAGGAGGCAGAGGCGAUGAGCAGUACAAAGUGUUAUUUGAUAAAAUCCUCCUGGAGCACUGCCGGAAGCACAAAUACCUCGCCAAAACGGGAGAAACUUUUGUAAAGCUCGUCGUGCGCCUGAUGGAGCGACUCUUGGAUUACAGGACCAUCAUGCAUGAUGAGAACAAAGAGAACCGCAUGAGCUGCACGGUCAACGUGCUGAACUUCUACAAAGAAAUUGAAAGAGAAGAAAUGUACAUAAGGUAUUUGUACAAGCUAUGUGACCUGCACAAAGAGUGUGAUAACUACACAGAAGCGGCUUAUACCUUGCUCCUCCACGCAAAGCUUCUAAAGUGGUCAGAGGACCUGUGUGCGGCCCACCUCACCCAGCGGGACGGGUACCAGGCGACGACGCAGGGGCAGCUGAAAGAGCGGCUCUACCAAGAAAUCAUCCACUACUUUGACAAAGGCAAGAUGUGGGAAGAGGCCAUCGCGCUGGGCAAGGAGCUUGCCGAGCAGUAUGAAAACGAAAUGUUUGAUUAUGAACAACUCAGCGAACUGCUGAAGAAACAGGCUCAGUUUUAUGAAAACAUCGUCAAGGUGAUAAGACCCAAGCCUGACUACUUUGCCGUUGGUUACUACGGACAAGGAUUCCCCACGUUCCUGCGGGGGAAAGUUUUCAUUUACCGAGGGAAGGAGUACGAACGCAGGGAAGAUUUUGAAGCUCGGCUGCUGACGCAGUUUCCAAACGCGGAGAAAAUGAAGACGACCUCGCCUCCAGGCGACGAGAUUAAAAACUCUCCCGGCCAGUAUAUCCAGUGCUUCACCGUGAAGCCCAAACUGGAUUUGCCCCCGAAGUUUCACAGGCCUGUGUCAGAGCAGAUUGUAAGUUUUUACAGAGUCAAUGAGGUCCAACGAUUUGAAUACUCUCGUCCGAUCCGCAAGGGAGAGAAAAACCCAGACAACGAAUUUGCGAACAUGUGGAUUGAGAGGACCAUAUACACGACUGCGUAUAAACUCCCUGGCAUCUUAAGGUGGUUUGAGGUCAAAUCUGUUUUCAUGGUGGAGAUCAGCCCCCUGGAGAACGCCAUCGAGACCAUGCAGCUGACAAACGACAAGAUGAACAGCAUGCUGCAGCAGCACCUGGACGACCCCAGCCUCCCCAUCAACCCCCUCUCCAUGCUCCUGAAUGGCAUCGUGGACCCUGCCGUCAUGGGAGGCUUCGCAAAUUAUGAAAAGGCCUUCUUCACCGAGCGGUACCUGCAGGAGCAUCCUGAGGCCCAUGAAAAGAUCGAGAAGCUCAAGGACCUGAUUGCAUGGCAGAUUCCAUUUUUGGCCGAAGGGAUCAGGAUUCAUGGAGAAAAAGUCACAGAAGCACUGAGGCCGUUUCACGAGCGACUGGAAGCCUGUUUCAAGCAGUUAAAGGAAAAGGUGGAGAAGCAAUACGGCGUCCGGACCCUGCCCUCAAGUCUGGACGACAGAAGAGGCAGCCGUCCGCGGUCCAUGGUCCGAUCCUUCACGAUGCCUUCUUCAUCCCGGCCUCUGUCGGUGGCCUCGGUCUCGUCCCUGUCAUCAGACAGCACCCCUUCCAGGCCCGGCUCUGAUGGGUUUGCUCUGGAGCCCCUCCUGCCGAAGAAAAUGCACUCCCGCUCCCAGGACAAGCUGGACAAGGACGACCCGGAUAAAGAGAAGAAGGACAAGAAGAAGGAAAAGAGGAACAGCAAACAUCAAGAGAUAUUUGAUAAAGAAUUUAAACCCACCGACGUCGCCCUCCCGCAGUCUGAGGCUGUGAUCCUUUCAGAAACGAUCAGUCCCCUGCGGCCCCAGAGGCCCAAGAGCCAGGUGAUCAACGCCAUCGGAACUGAGAGGCGCUUCUCCGUGUCCCCGUCGUCCCCCUCCACCCAGCACACCCCGCCCCCCGUCACACCGAGGGCCAAGCUCAGCUUCGGUUUGCAGUCCAGCUUGGAGCUGAAUGGCAUGACCGGACUGGACGACGUCCCACCUCCCCUGCCUCUCAAAGGCACCAGCACAGACUACGGGACCUUGACAGAGAACCUGGACGUGAUGGGCUCGCCGACGCCCCCGCCCCCGCCUCCUCACCAGAGGCAUCUGCCCCCUCCGCUGCCCAGCAAGACCCCACCGCCUCCGCCUCCGAAGACGACGCGCAAGCAGACAUCGGUGGACUCGGGGAUCGUGCAGUGACACCGCCUCGCCGACACCCCGAAAGCCAGACGGCAUCCUUCCUCUCCCUCCGCGUCUUCUCCCACGUCCGGCGUUUACCCCGUGGGCCCGUGACGUCUGAUCGUAGUGCAGUUGCUUUUCCUUAAUGGGAAUCAGUCCCCGGCCGUGGAGGGAGGGGCAUCUAGCAUCGGGGAGUGAGGUGGCCAAGGGCCUGGGAUGAGCUGUUGUGUUUAUCAAAGUCGGAGGUUUCUGAGUGCGUCAGGCUUAAGAGAGCCUACGUCUUGCCCCAAAGUCCUUUCUUUUUGUGCCAAAUGACAGUAGCAAAGAGCCGGGUUGAUCCGAGUUGAGCGCGACAAGGAGAGAUGAAACCUUGUCUGGAGGACUGUGUAGUAACUGAGUUUACAAACCCACAUGACUCGAGGCUGAACCCCAGCCACCUGCAGGAUGUUUCAGCUUCCUUGUUGCACCUGCCGGUGUGAUGUUUUGCUGGUUGAGCGUCUCUUCAAAACCUCCAUCAGGAGAGGAAGGUCAGGCCUUUCAGGGAAGUUCCUGAUUUCCUUUGGUGUCAUUUAAAAUAGGAUAUUUCUCAGCUACUCAACAGUUACCAAUUUAUGGGGUAGAAACAGCAUUAAAAAUAUGGGAUCGAGUGGAAAAACACAUGUGAGUAUAGGAAGGUCAAUUUUCUCUCUCUGUUAAAAAAAGCAACUGGAUGCCACAGGAGAUGCUUUUAAUUGGGUAAAUGCCUCUUGUUCUCAUUCUGUACAGAAGUGUGUAUAUGUGAUGAUCUUUAGAACUUGUUUUAAUUUUUGUGGUCCUCCUGUUUAUUGAAAUAGGUGCCCGCAAAUGAUUCUCAAUAUGUGUUCUUACUUUUUAACUGGGGAAAAGUGUUAAAAACAAACAAACAAAAAAAAGCAACGCAAAUUAAGUUUCGUUGGUUUUUUUCAAAGCUCAAGUCCUAAAAAUGGUUGUGGACAAUGAUUUUUUAAAAAACUAACUUUGUAUAACCUAAUAUUUUAAUUCUAUCAUCUAUAUUUUUUUAUUCACUGUAAUCAUGAUACUCUUCUAAUAGGCUCAAAAGUUAAUCAUGGACAACAGAAAAUAAAAUGUCUGUCAUUUAAAAAGAC
This is a messenger RNA of Phacochoerus africanus (Common warthog), 6888 nucleotides long. It is a transcript of the gene DOCK1, whose product is annotated as dedicator of cytokinesis 1. Gene Ontology annotation, biological process: cell migration; small GTPase-mediated signal transduction. Bases 131 to 5785 code for a protein of 1884 amino acids. Lineage: Eukaryota; Metazoa; Chordata; Mammalia; Artiodactyla; Suidae. The transcript is spliced from 52 exons. Gene Ontology annotation, molecular function: small GTPase binding; guanyl-nucleotide exchange factor activity. The record is from RefSeq and is a predicted model, not a curated record. Gene Ontology annotation, cellular component: cytoplasm; plasma membrane.